GAUCUUCGCUUUUUAGUAGGAAUAUACAUGCGAUUAAGAGAGAAGAUGAAAUUCAUGAAAUCACGAUUAAGAGAGAAGAAUCGACACAUGAAACGAAUGACAUCGCAGGAUCUUCACUUUUUAGUAGGAAUAUACAUGCGAUUAAGAGAGAAGAUGAAACUCAUGAAAUCACGAUUAAGAGAGAAGAAUCGACACAUGAAACAAAUGAAUUCACGGGAUCUUCGUUUUUUAGUAGGGAUAUACAUGUGAUUAAGAAAGAAGAAAUAUCACAUGAAACAAAUGAAACCACCGG
This is a messenger RNA of Racocetra persica, 292 nucleotides long. The record is from the annotation of a GenBank genome assembly. NCBI's taxonomy places the organism in Eukaryota, Fungi, Glomeromycota, Glomeromycetes, Diversisporales, Gigasporaceae.